AUUACAAACUAUUCCUCUUCAAGACAAGAGAGAGCAGGGUGCUAAGAAGUAAGAGGGGAGGGAGGUAGAAAGCUAACAUGGCCUUGGCUGCCGUGGGACUUUUGAUUGGCAGGAUAGUUUCCGCCCUUGAGAACGAAGCAUCGUUGAUUGGAGGAGUACAAGAUGAACUCAUCCAACUCAACCAUGAAUUAACAAGCAUGAGAGCUUUUCUGGAGGAUGCCGAUAAAACAACAAUCCAAACUGAAGGAGAGAAGACUUGGGAGGCCAAUACUUGGGUGGCCAAUGUUAGAGACUUGGCCUACGAGGUUGAAGAUAUCAUAGACGAAUACAUGUAUUACAUGAACAAGCAAAAAGUAUGUGGUAAAUUCACAAGGUUCCUCCGUCAGAUAGUCUACGCCCCAAAGAAUCUAUGGGUGAGGCAUCGAAUAGCCACAAAGUUACAGAAGAUCAACAGCAUGAUCAAAGCCAUCCCAGAAAGAAACCGAUGUUAUGGGGUCGAUCGUGUAGGAGAAGCAAGCUCAAGCUCCCAAGACCAUCAGAGUCGGCUGUCAAACCUCAGCGAGUCUUCUCUAUUUUUUAAAGAUGAUGAUCUAGUGGGGAUCGAAGAUGGAAAGAAACAACUAUUGGACUGGUUGGUGGACAAAGAAGAAUCACAACGCACGGUUAUUUCAGUGGUGGGGAUAGGUGGUUCAGGUAAGACUACUCUGGUUGCCCAGGCCUACAACAGCCGAAUUGUCAAGAGACAAUUCGAUUGCUAUGCAUGGAUAACUGUAUCCCAAAAAUUUGUAGUUGACGACUUACUUAGAAGCAUGAUUAAAGAAUUCUACGGUGGUGCCAAGGAAGCAAUUCCAGUGGAUUUAAGCAGUCUGAGCUAUAGAGAGCUCAUAGAGAUGAUUACGAACUUCUUACGGUUGAAAAGGUACGUAAUUGUCUUUGAUGAUGUAUGGAGUAGUAACCUCUGGAGGGAUAUACAUGUAUCACUUCUUGAUGAAGGACUAGGAAGUCGGGUCAUACUUACAACCCGAAAAGAAGACGUAGCUUCAUCUUCUUUUAGGGUAAAAAGUCAUGUCCAUUAUAUCAAAUUGUUGGGUGCAAGUGAUGCGUGGAACCUCUUUUGUAUGAAAGCUUUUUCAAGCAAUCCAAAUAGAUGUUGUCCUCAACAUCUCAAAACCUUAGCUCAAGACCUAGUUGCAAAAUGUAAAGGGCUUCCUCUUGCAAUUGUAGCUUUGCGGGGUGUCAUGUCUUCUAAAUAUCUGGAGUCGGAAUGGAGAAAUAUUUAUAGUAGCUUGAGCUGGGAAUUGAGCAACAACCCUGGGCUAGAAGUUGUGAAAACUAUAUUGUUGCUUAGCUUCAAUGAUUUGCCAUACCGACUAAAGUGUUGCUUCUUAUAUUGUUGUCUUUUCCCGGAAGAUUAUAAGAUUAAACGAAAGAGGCUCAUUAGACUUUGGAUGGCAGAAGGGUUCGUAGAAAAGGUGAGGGGGAGAACACCAGAGGAGGUAGCAGAAAGCUACCUUAUGGAGCUUAUUUGCCGAAGCAUGCUUCAAGUUGUAGUCAGAAACCAAUUUGGAAGGCCAAAAAGAUGUAAGAUGCAUGAUCUUAUGCGUGAGCUCGCAAUUUCUACAUCUGAAACAGAGAAGUUUUGUGUUGCAUAUUAUGGGCGAGAGGCAAAUGAUGAAGAAAGUGCAACAAAUCGUCGCAUGUCGAUUCAAUCAAUCGAUAGAGAAUUACAAUCGUGGAACUGGAAGGGCAUGAUGAAGCUUCGGUCUCUUCUUGUAUUUGUUGUUGAGGAGAUAGCAUUGCCACUAGGCUUACGAUUGUUAAGAGUAUUGGAUCUUGAGAAUGCACCGAUCGAAGUAUUGCCCGAAGAACUAGUGGAUCUAUUCAAUUUAAGAUACUUGAACUUGAAACGAACUAGGGUGAAGGAACUUCCAAAAUCCAUUGGAAGACUCUUCAACCUAAACACUCUAGACAUUACUGACUCCAAAAUAGAAGUGCUUCCAGCUGGAAUCACAGAGUUGCAAAAUUUGCGACAUCUAAUGAUGAACCACUUUGAGUAUGGAAUUUUGGAUGGCUUUUAUUUUAGUCGUGGGACGACAACACCAUCUAAUAUUUGCAAGCUAAAAAGCUUGCAAGUUUUGACAGGUGUAGAACCACCAGCAGACUUGAUGAAGCGAAUCAAGAGCAUGACACAACUUAAAAGGAUUGGAUUCACAAACAUGAGAGAAGUAGACGAGGAGGACUUGUGUACUGCAAUCCAAAAUAUGAGUCUCCUUCGUCGCUUGUCUGUGAGGAUGAUUGAUGAGGAUGAAUACCUACGAAUGGAUGCACUCUCCUCACCUCCUCGUUACCUCAAGAAGCUCGCUUUAGUUGGAAAAUUGGAGAAAGUGCCUUGUUGGUUUCACUCACUUCAAAACCUUACUGCUUUGUCAUUGGGAUGGUCCAGACUAACAGAAGACCCUAUUCCAUACAUUCAAGCACUUCCGAAUUUGGGACGGUUAGCCCUUUGUAAUGCAUAUGAAGGAGGAGGACAAUUAUGCUUUAGUGAAGGGUUCCAUAAACUUAGAAUAUUGUGCUUGUGGAAUUUCCCUCAGUUAAAUGAGAUUAUUAUAGAGAGGGGGGUGAUGCCAGGUCUCCAAGAAUUUAAUAUUUGGAGAUGUAUGCAGUUGAAGAUACUACCUCAUGGCAUCGAGUAUCUCGAAGAUCUCCAAGAAUUGGAUUUGAUGUUUGUUACGAAUGAGCUCAUAGAAUGCAUACGUGGAGAAGGGAGCAAGGAUCACCAAAAGGUUCAGCAUAUUCCGCGCGUAUACCAUCGGAAGCAGACACCAGAUGGACCGAAAUACGAACUAUUAUCUCGUUCCACAGGUUUCUAGCUUGCUAAAGAGGAUGAAGAACUAAACAUAGUGACCAGUUCACUUGAUUAACAAAAAGACAAGUGCCCCAGUCAUCUAUCUUACAUGCUUGCUUGCUUUCCAUCAAGGAGGACAUGGUGAAUGUUUAGCUUUGAAAUUUCAUGUGUAUGAGAUGAAGAUUUCUUCAGGCAACCAGCAACUUUAAUUAGCUUGUGGCUAUAUGCAGAGAGUUUAGACAGAACAUUUAGUGUUGUGGUGGUGAAUGAUUUUCGGUGUUAGUGUUGUGGUUGUGGUGUUGCUGACGGAUUUUUGGUGUCAAAUUCGUGCAGUUCGGAGUUUUCUGAGCUUUAUAUAUGGUGGUGCCUCAUUGUUGUCUUGAGUGAUGGUUAGAGUUGCUCAAGUGUUGUUUGGAAUUGCUGAUAUUUUCUUCUUUGUAGUUGUGUCGGAUAUUUGCUGUCAAAUUCGUGUAGUUCGGAGUUUUCUGAGCUUUAUGGUGGUGCUUCAUUGUUGUCUUGAGUGAUGGUCAGAGUUGCUCGAGUGUUGUUUGGAAUUGCUGGAAUUUUCUUCUUUGUAGUUGUGUUUUUUUUGCAGUGUGUUGUGGCCUGCUGUUGGAGUGGGGUUGAUUUUGUUUGGUGAUUCACCUUGUCUUUAAAAGGGUUGUUUGGUGUUGUGUCUUGCCAAGUUUGUUUGGCUUGGCCUGAGUUUGGUUUUAUGUUUUGCUUGAUGCGUAUGCCGUUCUAGUUGGAAUGUGCAUCAUUUAUUGAUAUAAUUUUGUUGUACUGCUUGUACAACAUUAUUCAUGAAUAAAAUAUUUUAUUUUGCCUUU
Molecule: messenger RNA, 3675 nt
Organism: Camellia sinensis
Lineage: Eukaryota; Viridiplantae; Streptophyta; Magnoliopsida; Ericales; Theaceae
Source: RefSeq, a predicted model, not a curated record